AUGGCAAACCCGGCCAAUACCCAGAAUACCCAAGGUACCUCAGCCACCGGUGCCACCUUCGGGCAAGCUUCCCAGGAUCCUACUCAAUCACAGAUGGGCCCGCCUCUCGUACCAGUACGAGCUUGCCUCUCCAACCGCCGAGAGAGCAUGCUUCUGGCAGCCCAUCCGUCAUCCCAGCCAUCAGUAUCAGCUAGCGGCGACCUAGAGCCCAUGACUGCUACACGCGAGAUUGUCGGCAUCGAAAUCAACGACGUCCUGCUCGAAUACCUCAAAGAUUCUAACUACGUUUACCUCCGUUAUACCGUUGACACCGAGUGGUUCGAAUUACAAGAGGAUCCCGAACCUGACGAGCACAGCAAUGCCUUUUACUCCCUUAGCACAGGCCGAAUCCGCACUGAUGGCAACAUCACCCACAACAUCAACGACUUCACUGUCACUAACUCUAGUAACCUCCAGAAGAACGUGAAGGAUCGUCCCGACUUCUGGUGGCGAUUUAUUGUCUCUACGCUAGUCUCCCUACGCAACUGCACUGACGCCAUCAAUAGGCAUCUGCAGACUGUGGACCGCAAUGAAGGAGAGACUCAAGCUCUACGAGACCGACUAGCGAAUGUUGAAGCAGCCCUUGAUGAAACUUCGAACAGUAAACAACUACAAGUUGGCAUGGUUAGCAGCAACCUGUACAAGGAGAAGCUGACAGAGAUCCGACGCCUCACCUCGGACAUCGGAAAGCUCAAAGCUGCGUCAGAACAACUCCCCAACGUUCGCGAUGACCCCGCCUUCAAAGCCCUCGCCGCUGAGCGCGACCUUGCCGCCACCGAACGCAAUGAACUCAAGCAGAAGGUUGAGGACCUAUCCCGCCGAGCCGAUGAACCGGAGAGCGGUCCUAACUACGCAGAGUUGGCACAGAAGCUCAAGGAGGAGUCUGACAGCGCCGACUGGUGGGCAGACCAAGCUAAGGCCAACGCUGAGCUCUGCGACAAGUUCAAAGGACAAGCUGAUCGCUAUUCUAUCGAGCUUAACCAGUAUGAUGUCAAGUACUCUAACAUGGAGGCGAACAAGAACGAAGCUCUCGCCCUUAAGGAUAAGGCUUACGAUGAGCUCAACCUCCAGCUCACCGAGGCUAGACGUGAGACAAAAACGGUCACCGACCGACUGCUGCAACAUGAACCCAACUAUCAGCCGUACACCCUCUGGCGGCGCGAGCGAUCUUACGACCCAGUACGGCCUGUACAAUCAAGCGUUUUGCUACAGCGACCUGUAGAUGGUACCGCUGACCAACUCUCACAAGAUCCUCGCCGAGCUGGGUACACCCCAUGGGAUAACCGUACUCCCGUGCGCGACGCCUCGCUACCUCCUCCAUCAUCGAACCCAUACGCCCCCGCUCCUACAGUACCGCGACCGCCGCCCGUCGCGCCCUCUACCGCCGGUGGAGGAUUCUCUUACAAACUCCCAGAACUUGAGACGUUCAAGGGCAAGGUCGACGACGACUACGAGCGGUGGCGCGAGAUGGCAGUGGCCAAGUGUCGCACAUACCCAGAGGACUGGCAAGCGGUUGACUACCUCAAGUUCCGCAUUCAAGGCGAAGCUUACGAGCACAUCCGAGAUGUCAAAGCUCGCCAUUUCCUAGAUUUCCUAGAGACUCUCGACAGCCAGUAUCUCACCUAUGAUCGGGAAGCUGACGCCGAAACCCUCAUCGCCGACGGCUCGCUCCGCUACAAGUCUGGACAGAAGUUCAUGGAGUGGAAGUCUAAGUUCACCUCUUGCAUGCGAAUCCUCAAACACAAGAACGCGACCCAGAUCCGAUACGCUCGCGAGUUCAUGCGACCCGGGUUAGCUAUCGCGACCACUGCCGGAUCUCACAAGGAUGAGACCAUCCAGUCCUUCUUGCUGCGAGCGCAACACAUCGACCAGGGACAUCAACAGAUUGACGCUGGCCGAAAAUUAACUCCCGUUACGAAGACCGCUGGUGCUAGCCGUACCCAAAAGUUGGUCACCUUCCGGACACCCGACACUCCAGGUCACAACAACGCCGCCAGCACGCAUACGUACAAGAAGAUGGCCUUCGAGCGGUCAGAGAAAGACAAGAAGCGUCUAGCUGACUUGAAGCUCUGCUUCAAAUGUGGCAAGGAUGACCAUCAGAUGAGGCACGAGACUGCCCCCUGCCGCGGCAAGCCCUUCACUCCUUCUCACCAAAUCCCCGCACUGGCUUCUUUGUACAUCAAUGCUCUCGACGCUUCCAACGAAGAGGAGCGAGACGAGGAUACUGAGGAGCCGCUGGACGACAACGACUUAGUGGAUGACGAUGGCUUCUACGUCAACGACGAGGAACUACUUGAGCAUUUAAAUUAG
Pyrenophora tritici-repentis Pt-1C-BFP is the source of this 2349-nucleotide messenger RNA. NCBI's taxonomy places the organism in Eukaryota, Fungi, Ascomycota, Dothideomycetes, Pleosporales, Pleosporaceae. The record is from RefSeq and is a predicted model, not a curated record.